AUGUGUUACUCCUGCAACACUAAAGGAUAUUUCUCUAGCCGAUGCAAAGACGGCAGAGGUCCUAUGGUAGAGAGGCGAACGGACGAACUUGAGAUGAUGGCAAGGCCUGCGCAGAACUAUGGGCCCGGAAUCGCUGCUCGCGAGGUCUCACGUCUUCCUAGCCACCUGGAGGCUCGGGCAUCCUCCUCAAGCCGCUCUGAUAGCAGCUCCAGUCGGGCUAGCUCUAGGCCACAGGCACAAACUAACAUUCAAUACGAACCAUCAAUUAUGUCUGUUGACUCGAAAGAAUCGCUUGCCAACGGCUUGAUGUCUUUCAGAUUCGAGAUCAAAGACAUGGGUGAACGUAUUGAAUACCUGAUUGCUCUCAGGAAGCGGCUCUCCCAUAAACAGAAGAAGAUCAAUCCUGCGGAGUACGAGCAGGCACUAAACUCGCCGUCCAUGAUUGUGCUUUAUGAGGCGUACAAACAAGCGGCUGCGUAUACUACCCAGUGCAAGAACGCCUAUGAACAGAGGAUGGCUCAGUACAAUAACAGGUUCCUCUUUGCAAGUAACGAAGACCAGAUGGAAAUAUAUGCUUUGCAGGAGAAUUGGGUCAGGGCAACAGUCAAUACUGCCGAGCAACGAUUGAACUAUCUACAGCAGUUUCCAUUUGCCUACCAAAACAAAGAGGCAAUCAGGGGUCACAUCCUUGCAGCAGAAGGUUCAAUGAAAGCGGCCUUAAAUGCCCUGAAGGAUGUGGAGAUGAACAAGAGGGGAAACUACCACGUUCUCGAGAACAGUAUGAUCUUGGUGUAUGGACUGCAUGACGUCACGACUGAAGACGUUCAGCAAGCGUGCGACCUAGCGACUGAGACGUAUGCAAAGAAGAUCUUAAACUGGCCAAACGGAAGACUUGAGAUGCCAGAAAUCUUCAAAGUUAAGAGCCACGAUGAAGAACUGAAAGAUUUGGAGCAUUGCAUCGAACGAUUUGUUGGUCAUCUUCAUGACGUCUUUGAGGCGUCACCACCCAAAGACUUACCCACCUACCCUCACGCGUUCGUUGUUAUGGACGAGGACUGUUUGAAGGCUGAUGCGACUGCUACUCUGGUUCUUGCGCAUAAGCCAGAGGAUGACUGGAGAGUUCAGCAUUGCUCUGUGCCCAUUGGCGUUGAGCUUGGUCUGGCGGUUGAGAGCUUGAGAUUGGGCGACGUGACCGAAACAGAUAUGCUUAACCAGUUUACCAAUUAA
Messenger RNA from Fusarium odoratissimum NRRL 54006, 1227 nucleotides. RefSeq lists its product as uncharacterized. The coding region runs from base 1 to 1227 and encodes 408 amino acids. The transcript has 4 exons. NCBI's taxonomy places the organism in Eukaryota, Fungi, Ascomycota, Sordariomycetes, Hypocreales, Nectriaceae. The record is from RefSeq and is a predicted model, not a curated record.